Ziziphus jujuba (common jujube) is the source of this 1645-nucleotide messenger RNA. Its product is annotated as zinc finger protein WIP2. Gene Ontology annotation, molecular function: DNA-binding transcription factor activity. Gene Ontology annotation, cellular component: nucleus. The record is from RefSeq and is a predicted model, not a curated record. Gene Ontology annotation, biological process: anatomical structure development; regulation of gene expression. Bases 394 to 1467 code for a protein of 357 amino acids. Lineage: Eukaryota; Viridiplantae; Streptophyta; Magnoliopsida; Rosales; Rhamnaceae. The transcript has 2 exons.
UCUCUCUCCCUUUCUCUCUCUCUCUCUGCUUUAGCAUGUAUGUGUAUAUUUUUUUCCUCCAUGUUUAGUCACACCUCACAAGUGAUUUCUUGUCUUCCCUUUAUUACUCAAUUGGCUGCUUUAUCCACCUUGAUUUUGUACAUUUUCUUUUUCUUUUUUUCUUUUUUUUUCCCCCCUUCAUACUUACACUUUCUUUGAAUUUGGUGAUUUUGUUCAAUCCUCUCCUUAUUAACUUUUGGUCAUGAUCACCUUUUACUCUCUCUCUCUCUCUCUCUCUCUCUCUCUCUCUCUCACACACACACACACACACACACACACACACUGUUGUGGGUAUAAAUUAUAAUAAACCAAAUCCCCAUCUACCCAUUUUUCUCUGCUCUCCAACCUCUCACCAUGAAUGAUCCCUACUCUAAUUACUUCAAUGGUUUCUUGAACCUCAAUUCUCUCCCCUCCUUCUCUUCCUUCACAUCUUCUUCCAAUAACCCAUAUUUCCAAUCUCCUAAUUAUGACUACAACAUGAUCUGCUACAAUAGCAUAGCCAUAGACAACAAUACUAAUACCUCUUUCAAUCACUUCGGAUCCUCAAGUACUUCUCCUCCCUCUCCUCCUCUCAAAGAAGCUCUUCCUCUCCUCAGUCUAAGCCCUACAAGACAUGAUCAUAAUAAAAACCAACAAGACCACACUAAUUACUUGAGUGCCACUUAUGAAGGAGACAAGAUUAAGAUGAUGAUCAACUACAAGGAAAAAGAAGAAAGCUUGCACUCCAGCUCAUCUGUCGAUGAAACUGUUACUGUAGCUUUGCAUUUAGGGCUACCAAGCCCUAGCUCAGCGGAUUUAGUAUCUAGGCUCUCUUCCACAGAGAUCUCAUCAGACAAAGAAGAUGUAUCUGUUACUUCUGGUUGUCAUUCAAGUACACUCAACAAGGGUCAGUAUUGGAUCCCUACACCUGCUCAGAUUUUAAUUGGUCCUACACAGUUUUCAUGCCCACUUUGCUUCAAGACCUUCAACAGAUACAAUAACAUGCAGAUGCACAUGUGGGGGCAUGGAUCGCAGUACAGAAAAGGGCCGGAAUCGCUAAGAGGAACACAACCAACAGCGAUGCUUAGGCUUCCUUGCUAUUGCUGUGCACCGGGUUGCAGGAACAACAUUGACCAUCCAAGAUCUAAACCUCUCAAAGAUUUCAGAACUCUCCAAACACAUUAUAAGAGAAAGCAUGGUAUCAAACCUUUCAUGUGUAGAAAAUGUGGCAAAGCCUUUGCGGUAAGAGGUGAUUGGAGAACACAUGAGAAGAACUGUGGGAAGCUUUGGUAUUGCACUUGUGGCUCGGAUUUUAAGCACAAAAGAUCUCUCAAGGAUCAUAUUAAGGCAUUUGGACAUGGUCAUUCUGCUUAUGGUAUUGACUGUUUUGAAGAAGAAGAUGAGGCUGCUUCAGAAAUUGAGCAAGAUAAUAAUGACACCAACCGCUAGCUAAUAACAUGUUUUGCAUUAGAGAGCUAGCCAUUUUGUGAUUCAGCAAUGCUUUGUUGUUGUUGUUGUUUUUUUUUUUUUUUUUUUUUUUUUGAAGGUACUUAAUUAGUAGGGGAAGAGACUUAACCGAUUGAUAUCAAUCUUUAAUUAACCAAGUUCAUGUAAUUUUUUAUUCUAU